AUGAGUUACAACUGCCAUGCAGAAGAUUGCCAGGAGGGAAAUGGAGCGUCCUACCGAGGAACUGUCUCUGUGACCGCAUCAGGCAGGACGUGUCAACGCUGGGACAGUCAGUUUCCUCAUAUACACGUCAAGACACCAGCUAAUCACCCAUCAUCCGGACUGGAGCACAACUACUGCCGGAACCCGGACGGCGAACACGGAAUCUGGUGCUACACCACGGAUCUCUUCAAGAGAUAUGAGUAUUGUGACGGUCCAUUCUGUGGAGGUUGCCAGGAGGGGAAUGGAGCGUCCUACCGAGGAACUGUCUCUAUGACCGCAUCAGGCAGGACGUGUCAACGCUGGGACAUUAGGUUUCCUCAUAUCCACGACAACACGCCUGCUAAUAAACCAUCAUCCGGACUGAAUGGGAACUACUGCCGGAAUCCUGACGGCUCACAGAGAGUUUGGUGCUACACCAUAGACCUCUUCAUGAGAUGGGAGUACUGUGACGUACCAACUUGUGGCAUCCGACUCGUGGGUGGACGUUCGUCAAGGAGGGGCAGGGUUGAAGUGUACCAUGGCGGACAGUGGGGGACCGUCUGUGACGACGAUUUUGACAUGAACGACGCCAGCGUGAUCUCCCGUCAGCUGGGGUUCGUAUUCGCUGCCGAGGCCCGAUCUGAUGCAGCCUUCGGGGCAGGAUCAGACCCGACCUGGCUGGACAACUUGGCCUGCGAGGGUUCCGAGACAAACAUCGGACACUGUGGCCACAACGGAUGGGGCUCACAUAACUGUGGGCACAGUGAGGACGCUGGUGUGGUCUGCACGGACGACAUCCGACUCGUUGGUGGACGUUCAUCAAGCGAGGGCAGGGUUGAAGUGUACUAUGACGGACAGUGGGGGACCGUCUGUGACGACGAUUUUGACAUGAACGACGCCCACGUGGUCUGCCGUCAGCUGGGAUACGGAAGUGCUGCCGAGGCCCGAUCUCAAGCUGCCUUUGGGGAGGGGUCAGACCCGAUCUGGCUGGACAACUUGGCCUGCGGGGGUUCCGAGACAAACAUCGGUAACUGCAGCCACAACGGAUGGGGCUCACAUAACUGUGGGCACAGUGAGGACGCUGGUGUGGUCUGCCUAAAGAGUAGUUUCUUUUCAGGCAUCCGACUCGUUGGUGGAAGUUCGUUCAUGGAGGGCAGGGUUGAAGUGUACCAUGGCGGACAGUGGGGAACCGUCUGUGACGACGAAUUUGACUGGAACGACGCCAACGUAGUCUGCCAAGAGCUGGGAUACGGAGGCCCUGCCGAGGCCCGAUCCGGAGCAGCCUUUGGAGCGGGGGCAGGUCCAAUCUGGCUGGACAACGUGGCCUGUGUGGGUUCCGAGGCAAACAUUGAAUACUGCAGUCACAGCGGAUGGGGCUCAAAUAACUGUGGGCACAAUAAGGACGCUGGCGUGGUCUGCCCGAAAGCCAUCCGACUCGUCGGUGGAAGUUCUUUUAAGGAAGGCAGGGUUGAAGUGUACCUUAACAGACAGUGGGGGACCGUCUGUGACGACGCUUUUGACAUGAACGACGCCCACGUGAUCUGUCGUCAGCUGGGAUACGUUGGCGCUGAAGCGGCCCGAUCUCAAGCAGCCUUCGGGGCGGGGACAGGUCAGAUCUGGCUGGACGACUUGGCCUGCGGGGGUUCCGAAACAAACAUCCAACACUGCAGCCACAACGGAUGGGGCUCACAUAACUGUGGACACAGCGAGGACGCUGGUGUUGUCUGCUUGGACGGAAGCUGCGAGGUGGAGCCAACUAGGCGACGGGAUUGCGGCUGGCCUGGCAUUACUCCAGGGGAGUGUGAGAUGAAGGGAUGCUGCUAUGAUACGUCACCUACUGCACCUUGGUGUUUCUACAAGGGAGGAGAUUGCCAGGAGGGAAAUGGAGCGUCCUACCGAGGAACAUUCUCUGUGACCCAAACAGGCAGGAUUUGCCAACGCUGGGACAGUCACACACCUCAUGGACAUGACAGGACAACUGCUAAUUAUCCAUCAUCUGGACUGGAGCAGAACUACUGCCGGAACCCGGACGAUGCAGCAGGAGUUUGGUGCUACACCACAGAUCCCGGCAUGAGAUGGGAGUAUUGUGACGCACCAAUCUGCACCAGUCAACAUGGUAAGAUCUGAUUAUGCAACAAUUGUUUUGUGUUAUGAUCUCCGGUUAUCUGUAUUAUCAUCUAUCAGGGGACGAUGACCAAUUAGAAGACCCUGUUUUAUGUUGGUUAUGACG
This is a messenger RNA of Branchiostoma floridae (Florida lancelet), 2248 nucleotides long. RefSeq names its product scavenger receptor cysteine-rich domain-containing group B protein-like. The transcript is spliced from 9 exons. The record is from RefSeq and is a predicted model, not a curated record. The coding region runs from base 1 to 2145 and encodes 714 amino acids. Lineage: Eukaryota; Metazoa; Chordata; Leptocardii; Amphioxiformes; Branchiostomatidae. Gene Ontology annotation, cellular component: membrane.